This is a messenger RNA of Heteronotia binoei (common prickly gecko), 1043 nucleotides long. RefSeq names its product hydroxysteroid 11-beta-dehydrogenase 1-like protein B. Gene Ontology annotation, molecular function: oxidoreductase activity. The coding region runs from base 129 to 1001 and encodes 290 amino acids. Gene Ontology annotation, cellular component: intracellular membrane-bounded organelle. Lineage: Eukaryota; Metazoa; Chordata; Lepidosauria; Squamata; Gekkonidae. The transcript is spliced from 6 exons. The record is from RefSeq and is a predicted model, not a curated record.
AGAUUGCUCAACAGAGGGAGGAGUAUGAACAGCGCAGGCUGAAUCUGAACUUUCAAUCUUUUGUCAGCUUUUAACACGCGGCUGAAAGAGAGCAGUUCUGAAGUGAAUGACAGAUUCAAAAAGCAACCAUGGCUGUCCUCAAGAUCCUUGUGCCACUCAUCAUUGGCCUCUGUGCUUACUAUUUCUAUAGCCCAGAAUCCUUCUCUGCAGAAAAGGUGCAAGGGAAACGCGUCCUGGUGACAGGGUCAAGCGCAGGGAUUGGGGAGCAAAUCGCUUACGAGUUUGCACGGAUGGGGGCCAACGUAAUGCUAACUGCAAGACGGGAGAACUUACUCGAGGAGGUGGCUCAGAAGUGUCUGGAAUUGGGGGCCAGUUCUGCAGGGUAUGUCAUAGCUGACAUGAGCAAUCUAACUUCUGCCCAGAAGGUCAUUGAAGAAACCAAGAGCAAACUGGGAGGCCUUGACUACCUAGUACUGAAUCAUGCUGGAGGAAAUGUUGGGUUUCAUUUAUACAAAGGAAAUAUGGAAACUGUGAAGAGCUCCAUGACUAUCAACUUCCUCAGCUAUGUCCAGCUGACGUCUUCUGCACUAGAUAUGUUGAAGCAGUCUGAAGGGAGCAUCAUCGUUAUAUCUUCCAUGACUGGCCGUAUUCCAUCCCCAUUUGUCAUUGAGUACUCUGCUGCCAAAUUUGCACUAGAAGGCUUCUAUGGUGGACUACGCACUGAGAUGCGUCUUCGGAAGAUCAAUCUGGCCAUCACAAUUGCUGUGCUGGGUUACAUUGACACAGAGACUGCCAUAAGAGAAGUCAGCGACAAAAUGACCCUGGUACCAAGUUCCAAAGAAGAGUGUGCCCAGAAGAUAGUGCAAGGAGGUGUACUGCGACAUCGGGAAGUUAUCUAUCCCUAUUGGAGCCAGAAGUUUGUCUUAUUGCUCAGAGACUUUAUUCCAGACCUGGUGGACAAACUAGUUGGAAAGUCUUACAAAGUGGAAAAUAUUUCUUAAAAGAACUUGCCUAUAAAUAACAGGGACCCUCUUAGUACUGUA